Knipowitschia caucasica is the source of this 1353-nucleotide messenger RNA. Lineage: Eukaryota; Metazoa; Chordata; Actinopteri; Gobiiformes; Gobiidae. The record is from the annotation of a GenBank genome assembly.
AUGAGUGUCGGUGCUCCGAGGGGCCUGGCCAGCUCCGGACAGAAGCCAAUCACAGACAUCAUCCACCCGCUGUGCGCCGCAGACGAGCCGCUGUCCCCGGGGCCACAGGUCACCGUGAGCACAGGCAGAGACAAGGAUAAUGGGAUGACCAAUGGUACGCCUGUAGAGACGUCAAGCCCCGCCUCUGCGUCGUCACUGCUCAAUCGGCUUCAGUUGGACGAUGAUCUGGAUGGAGAUGCCUCCUCAGAAACUCGGGACUUGUUCGUGACCGUGGACGACCCAAAGAAGCACGUGUCCACCAUGGAAACCUACAUCACCUACAGAAUCUCCACCAAGACGACACGGAUAGAGUUUGACCUGCCAGACUACAGCGUGCGGCGGCGCUACCAAGACUUUGACUGGCUCCGGAUCAAACUGGAGGACAGCCAACCCACACACUUGAUCCCUCCGCUGCCAGAGAAGUUCGUCAUGAAGGGCGUGGUGGAUCGCUUCUCGGAAGAAUUUGUGGAGACCAGAAUGAAGGCUCUGGACAAGUUCCUGAAGAGAGUGGCCGAUCAUCCGGUCCUCUCCUUCAACCCACAUCUCAACGCUUUCCUCACUGCAAAGGACUUGAACAAGCGUCAGGGUCUGGCUCUGCUGACCAAAGUGGGCGAGUCGGUGAAGUACGUGGCCGGCGGGUACAAGCUGAGGGCGCGGCCGGCAGAGUACACGGCCAUGGGAGAGUAUCUGGACAGCUUCAGCGGGAAACUGGGAACGAUGGACCGAAUCACGCAGAGAAUACUGAAGGAGCAGUCAGAAUACCUGACAGAGCUCAGGGAAUAUGGCUCAGUGUACAGUAGCUGGGCAGCAGUGGAGGAUGAGCUGCAGCGCCCUCUAGAGGGAGUGGCGAGCAGUGUGUCCACGUGCUGCAGAGCCAUGGAGGAGCUGAGCGAGAACACCAGCCAGGAUUUCCUUCCGGUGCUCCGAGAAUACGUCCUCUACAUAGAAUCUAUGAAGAAUGUCAUGAGGAAAAGAGACCAGUGUCAAGCCGAGUACGAAGGUCGACUUGAGGCAGCUGUCGUACGGAGACAAGAAGAAAGAACUCCAAUUCCAGCAGACGUGGAGAAAUGCCAGGACAAAGUGGAGUGUUUUAACGCAGACCUGAAGGCCGACUGGGAGCGCUGGCAAAGGAACAAGAGGCAGGACUUCAAGCAGCUGCUCACGGGCAUGGCCGACAAAAACAUCAGCUACUACGAGAAGUGCCAGUCUGCAUGGGAGUCGCUCAUCACAGUUCUCCAGGAAAAACAGACAGAAGACAAAAGCAUUUUGAGGCAGGAAGAACCAUUUUAUCAGGCCCCUCCCGUCAGGUACUAA